This is a messenger RNA of Onthophagus taurus, 763 nucleotides long. RefSeq lists its product as uncharacterized. Gene Ontology annotation, cellular component: mitochondrion. Gene Ontology annotation, molecular function: RNA endonuclease activity producing 5'-phosphomonoesters, hydrolytic mechanism. Lineage: Eukaryota; Metazoa; Arthropoda; Insecta; Coleoptera; Scarabaeidae. Gene Ontology annotation, biological process: piRNA processing. The record is from RefSeq and is a predicted model, not a curated record.
AGUUCUCCUAUCAAAGAUCCCUGGGGCUGUAGGCAACCAACUACACAUAACCAAACAAAUUAAACAUAACCUAAAAUGCAAGUUUUUAAUAAUUAUUAAGAUGAACUUAAUUAUUUCAAAUAGUUUAAACGUAUUACUAUUAUUUUCUUCGAUUUAUUUAUGGAAAUGGUAUUUUCGCCUCAAGAAAACCCACGAAAAAAUAAUCGAAACAUAUAGAUGCCACAACACGGUCAUAAUUUACUCUAGAAGACGAGGAAUCUCGGGUUGGCCGAAAUAUAACGUAGAUCCUUAUCGAAUCGAAUUCAAAAAUCUUAGUAGAAUAUUCGAACCAAUAACUCAUUUUAUAACAACCUCAGAAAAAACUGUAGAUAUUGCUGUGAUGACCAUAUCCUCUUCGGUUCUAAUAAAUACAAUAUUAAAUGUGUUACGAAAAGGAAUUCGUGUGAGAAUUAUUUUGAAUUAUGCUCACAGUGAAAAUGUGCUGGUAAAAAAGCUUAUUAAAAACGGUGCUGAUGUAAUAUUUUUUGUUGAACCUUCGACAACAUGCAGUUUAUUUCAUUAUAAAUAUGCUAUAAAAGAUUAUGGCACAAAUAAUCAAGCUGCAUAUUGUGGUUCUAUUAAUUGGACUGAUUCUGCGUUUACCAGCAAUUAUGAAGAUUUAACAAUUUCAACAAAUAAGUAUAUUGUAGAUCGUUUCAAUGAAAAUUUUAAUGAUUCUUUCGAAUAUAUCAAAAAUAUGAACAAAGCAAAGACAUAAAAAUAU